Messenger RNA from Cynoglossus semilaevis (tongue sole), 2073 nucleotides. It is a transcript of the gene wipf2a, whose product is annotated as WAS/WASL interacting protein family, member 2a. Gene Ontology annotation, molecular function: actin binding. The record is from RefSeq and is a predicted model, not a curated record. The transcript has 8 exons. NCBI's taxonomy places the organism in Eukaryota, Metazoa, Chordata, Actinopteri, Pleuronectiformes, Cynoglossidae. The coding region runs from base 583 to 1956 and encodes 457 amino acids.
CCGUGUUUCCGAUUAGAGGCCGACAAAACUGUGUCAGCAGGGAGUAUGGCUCUGCUCGCAGGUCAGGAGUGCGGCUAUUUUUUUUACUCUAGACUUCGCUCCUAAAGACUGUGAUAGGUGUUUUUGAUAACCUCUUUACUGCAGCAUUUAUAAGCGCUGUUCACGCGGAUACACCACUUAGAGUGAGUUGGAGAGUCCUGACAGUGACAGCUGCCAAGUAAACAGCUAAAGGCUAACGGCUAAGUAGCUGCAGUGCGGCCGCCGCUGGCUGCUGAAGCGUCGACGGCAGCAGCGAGCUAACCUGUCUGUGAGCGCUUUUAGUGGCGUGAAGUUACAUCACCACGACCUGCCAGCAGCAGCUUUUCUUCACUCUCUGUCGUUCCUAUUUUUUGGUAAAUUGCUUCGACCACUGGUUCCCACAGCGGUAUUUUCCAUUCAUGUUGUUUUUGGGGACGAGAACGACUCUCACGGACCUCCUGUUCUUCGAGUUAGGGUUCCAGUUUUCCCAGCUCCUGUGAGUGAGUGAGUGAGUGACGUCACCAACUUCCCUUCAACACACAGAGGUGCCAACAGUGGGACAGGAUGCCUAUUCCUCCCCCUCCACCACCUCCCCCUGGACCCCCGCCCCCACCCACGUUCAAUGAGGCCAACACUACUCCUCCAAAACUGUCCUCAAACGAGGCCAAAGGCAGAGGAGCACUGCUGUCAGACAUCUGCAAGGGCGCCAGGUUGAAGAAGGUCACUGCAGUCAAUGACCGAAGUGCUCCUGUCAUAGAGAAGUCAGGUGGAAGUAGCGGAGGAGGAGGAGGAGGUGGCGGCGGCGGCGGUGGUGGUGGUUUUGGAGGCGGAGGACCAAUGGGAAUGGGGGGACUAUUUCAGGGCGGUGUGCCAAAGUUACGCCCAGUAGGAGACGGUUCAUCAGGUGGCUCAGUGGGCAGAUCUGCGCUGAGACCUCCGGGGUCGCGACCCGUGGCCCCUCUCCCCCCAACAGGCCGCUCUACCUCCCCCUCACCAGGCAACAGGCCCUCUCCACCAGAGCACCAGCGCUCCCAGCGGCCCUCUCUCCCUGAUAUCUCCCACUCAGGCAGCUCGUCUGCAGGCAGUGGGAUGAAGCACAGCACCUCUGCCCCCCCACCUCCUCCACCUUUUAACAGAGGUGCACGAAGCAACGCUCCGCCCACGCCUAACCAGAAAACAAGCUCCUCUUCGUCCUCCUCCCACAGCAGAGAGAAGCCCCUCCCACCAACACCCAACAGAGGCCCGACCCCAACCAGCUCUGCCAAGCCGAACUCUUCCAGCAGACCUCCAACAGGGGGCUCCUCUGCUCCACCUCCGCCACCCUACAGACCACACACAUCCGCCGGUGUCUCCAAUGGACCUUCCCACGUAGACGGCAGCAGCGCUCCAGAGCUGCCACAGAGGCACAACUCCCUGCACAAAAAGCAUACGUCAGGAGGUGGCACCCAAGGACGCAGCCACGCUCCUCCACCUCCUCCCUCUCCCUCUCCAUCUUCCCAACAGAGUGCCAGACCACCACCACCAGCCAGAGACCCCCCGGGGCGCCGAGCAGCUCCUCAGGUGCCUCCUCCGGGGUCUCGUAACGGAGGCCGCGAUGCCCCUCCGCCGCCCCCGCCGUAUCGUGUCAACAGCUCCGGCCCCUCAGAGUCUCAGAACAGAGUGGGAAAACCACCUCCUCCUCCAUCCUCCUCCUCCCUCUCCUCGUCCUCCUCCCGCACCCCGGCUGGACCCCCUCCACCUCCCCCGCCCAUCAGGAAUGGCCACUCCAACUUCUCCUCCAAGCCCAUCAUGGAUGAUUUUGAAUCCAAGUUCCACUUCCACCCGGUUGAAGACCUCCCACCUCCAGAGGAGUACAGGCAUUUCAACAAAGUCUACCCCAGCCAGAGCAACAAGUCCAUGAUAAGAGGAGCUCCUCCAGCGCCACCUGUCGGGAGGUGAACAGACCACGCUCUCAGCACUUGAACUCUCAGUCUGCUGCCUGGAUGGAGAGUCAGGAGAAAAGGGAGGGGGGGGGGGACAGGGAUGGAAUCACCCACACACAAAAACACACAUACA